UGCCCACUCUGCGGGCAGCAGAUCACUGUCGGGACUGCAGGGAGCAAGAAUAUGGACAUGCAUAAGGGCAGCAAGAGGUGUAAGCAGCAGCAGAAGCAACGGGAGAAGGAGGCAAAGGAAGAGGACGAACGAGCGAAGAAGAAGACAAAGAAGAAGCCGAUGAAGCAACGCACCCUCUUUGAAGUAGCAAACCCCCCUCACCCUCUUCCAGGCCCCUCCCCCUCCACUCCCCUGCCUCAACCAGCGCCUGAGCACUCCAAUCCUCCAUCCCAGCCAGCCGUCGCCCGAGCAGCUCCGUCACCUCUAGCCAACAAGCUGCUGUCGACCCUUCGUGAUGGUAUUGCCCACAUGCCGAGUUCUAUUCCAGUUGCAUGCGAGAAUGACGAGCUCGUCGUUUUCGAGAACUGGGCGGACAACUACCGCGACAUGGACGCCGACAUCGUCUGGGAGGACGCCGAUCAGCAGAUGAACAAUGUUUUCGGAGGUGGAAGGCCAGAGGAAGAGAUUAGAACGCUCGUUCGAAGAGGAGACGCCGGGAUGGAUGGGGUACUCAACUUCUUCGAGUUCAUCUUGAUCGACAAGGAGAUUGACCCCUGCCUGCUUAGCUGUUCUAGUGGUCGCGUUGGCAUUAUCGACCCGUCAUUGGUCGACAAAUUGGUGGCUGACGGUUUGGCGACCUCGCCUGCGAAACCGGCACCUAAUAGCCACCCGUUAGCGGCGGUACCGGCUGCUUCGACCACGGGCGCCUCGUUGUCGACGUCCACACGCCCUCCCUCACCACGGCUCAUCGUCAUCGACGAUAGCGAUGAUGGUCGCGACGGGGUGCACGGCCACGGCAGCGCGGGGAAGACGCUGACUUCAACGCGUGAUGGCAGGUGCUCGUUCGCCUGCAAUGGCUUUGAGCUGCCGGUGCCAGGUGGGCAGUGGGGCGUGAUGGUAUAUCCGUUUGCGUUGCACACGCGGAUGGUGCUACCGUGGUCAGUUCACACAGAGGGACGGCGAAUCUGGCUCACCGCGAGCAAGUGCACGGGUAGGACAAAGGUAGCAGCGGCGUGUGCUCCAUGCAGCGAGCUUGGCAAUAAUGGUCAGCUUGUCUCAAUCGUGAAGCGAAUGAAGGACGGCGUACACGAGAAUACCCCCCACAUCUACCAGCCGAUCAGUGGCCUCCACUCCAUCAUCCGCACAAAGACGUUCCAGGUCCAGGCACUCCGACUUGGCCGAGUCAACCUCUCGAAGAGUCUUGCGCGAAAGUCGUCCGCCCUCGACGACCAUAAAAGGUUUCUCCUUGCCAUUGCCGACAGCGACUUCUCGCGCGUGCAGGACCUAAUCCAAGUCUGUAUAAAGAACGGCAUGUCAGUGCAGAAAAUGGCCGAGCAACUCGACAAGGCAACGCGUGGCCUUUACAGCCCAAAAAGCUUCUCCACGGCGGAGAAGAAGCUCUGUGUGUUGAUCCUGCGUCUUGCCGGCCCACGCGUUCUCAGUAUCUACCACAAGGCGACGGGCGCACCUGCAACAAGCACGAUACAACGAUGCUCAGUCAAUCCUCCGCUUCGUGUUUCCGCUGGGUUUCCUUCAAUUGAUGAAGUCAGCUACAACGUCAAAAACUCGUUUGCAGAGGGAACACUAGGACUUACCGAUGACUCGGCGUCAAGUGCCGACCAGGUCUAUGGGUAUUCGCUCAUGAUUGAUGAAAUUAAAGUAGAGGGUCGUCCGCGUUGGGACGACCUGACAAACAAGAUAGUUGGCGUGGCGAGGGAGGACGCGGAUAAGAUAGGGCUUGAUUUCUGUUCGGAGGCAGAGGCGUACGCUCUUGUCAAGGCGGUUGCGGAUGGUAAAGUGCGAUUGGCGGUGGAGGCCACAGUUGCUGCUAUUGGGCUUCUCGCGGGUGACUCCCGGAGCCACGCGGCACGCCCUAUUCUCGUGUCAGGAACGUGCAAGACAGAAGACGCACCCACGCAUGCAGAUUUAAUCCAAGUAGUGAUCGAUGCGUGUGAGCACGAGAAGGUUCCGGGUAGACUGUAUUGCAUUGCCUCUGACGGCGAAGCACGACGCGGCGCGGCACUAGUGCUCCUCACUCACAAGCGGAAAUUGGCACCCUCAUCGCCCAUCUUCUCGUAUGUGGGCAAGCUCCCUCUAAUGAAUACACUAGUGGGCGACAACGAUUUGACAUCAGACAAGGACUGGAAACAUGUAAUUAUGAAACGGAUUCGCUGUGCUAUUCUCCGAGACAAGGGCAUCACCAUCUACGACUAUAACAUUCCUCCUGCUACUCUUGGUUGGCAUCUCCGCUCCGGCGGUCUGGCACCUCAUCAGGUUGAGAACUUAAUGAAUCCUAACGAUAAGCAAGAUGUUCUUCUCGCGGUCAGCCUGCUCAAGUCUGUUUGGGACCUUCCUGAAACAUCUAGCACGCGUCCAACAGUGAUCGCUGCGCGGAAGUAUAUCCGUAUCUUUGGCAACUUUCUCAGGCAUCUCAUUACCCCUUAUAUUGACGUCAACAUGUCCCUAUCCGAUCAACUUGCCCAUCUUAGUGCUGCUGCUCACCUGGCCUGUAGCCUGUAUACUCAUCCAGGCGCCAGCGGGGGCGCAUUUCUGCCGAAGCCACUCUACACCGACAUUCAAAUCCUAAUCAAGAACGUCUUCUUCUGUGUCGCUAAGGCUAAAGUGGACCGCCCCCUCGGAAACUUCUAUAUCAUUAUGCUAGGGACCGACCGGUUAGAGAUCUCGUUUGGGAUCUACCGCACAAUUGUUGGUAAUGAUGCAAAUGCUGACCUUAUCCAGCUGGGCGACCGGAUAGCCCAUGUCACUGAGAGUGGCCAGAUCCUUGUCGAAUAUCCAGAGUGGGACACUACUCCGCGAAGGCUCAAGCUCCCGGGCUUGUCAAGUGACGAGGAGCUCACUGCCAAGGUCGAUCACAUCAACCCGGCAUCCUGGCGAGGCGACGUCAGCCUCAAGCACGUUCUUCCCAUUACCGCAUGGACUCACGGUCGUGAGACCAUUGAGCACGACUAUGCUCAAUUUGCUGUGCAUGCGUGCUUCGCUCGAAUUCAGGAAUCUGGCGGGGAUCUUCUAUUCCCGGAUGGCUCACCUCCUGGCCCCUGUCUUGCUGAUCCUGACCCUGAGGACACUGUUGAGGAUGACCCAAUCCCUAUUGCCGCCCCCACACCCGAGACGGACGAUUUGGACAUGGAGGAUCGCGUAGCAAUCGAGCUGGCAGAGCAGAACCAGACGUUCUCUCCGUACGUGCAAGUUGAGGGCAAGCGCGUGUAUAAAGCUCGAGUCCUUCGUCAAUUAUUUCGUUUCAUCAACUCUGCUGGUUCGACAGAUCGACUCAAACGUGUUGCUGGGCUGUUACGGUUCACAGCGGCUCCCGACAUCGACACAGAUGUCGUCAACUCUCUGUCGAUCUUUGGUGGAGCAAAACUCUUCGUUGGCGAGCCGUUGGUCACCCUUGUGAAGGCCAAUUCACGUCUAUUCUUGGCGGUGGUUCAGAUCUCGGCAAUACAUUUCCAUUCCAGUCCGGUUGUGGAGAUUGCGGCCGGUGCCUUGGGAGAAGAAGGGGUUUCCGUCACUACUCAGAUUCUGAUUCUCACCGAGCGCUCAUUGGCCAAUCCUGGUCCCGAGUCUGAGGACUGGGAAUGGUCAGGGAAAAUGGGCAGGGUUCUCAAGUCGUCACCCGGUCACAAUUUUCAAGCCAUUAAUCCUAAUCUGGAUCCCUCUUACCCAACUUCCCCGUCGUUCCUCUUCUCUACAGCUGACCUGCAGGCAUUUGCACUCAGCCUGCAGGCGCAGAUCACUCAGUCUGCCACCGGCCUGUUUCGCCUCCCAUCUGUGCCUACUCAAGACCUGUUUCCGUACAGGUCUGGUGGUGCGUCGUAUUUUCUGUUUUCCUUUUCAUUGGUGUUUAUAUCCUGUGCUAGGUCGAGCAGCGUUCGCCAUCGACAUUGA
Molecule: messenger RNA, 3945 nt
Organism: Coniophora puteana RWD-64-598 SS2
Lineage: Eukaryota; Fungi; Basidiomycota; Agaricomycetes; Boletales; Coniophoraceae
Exons: 3
Source: RefSeq, a predicted model, not a curated record